Messenger RNA from Danaus chrysippus (African queen), 492 nucleotides. Lineage: Eukaryota; Metazoa; Arthropoda; Insecta; Lepidoptera; Nymphalidae. The record is from the annotation of a GenBank genome assembly.
AUGGGAAGUCGCCGCCGACGGGUCGAUAUCAUCAAAGAUAAAGGAUGCAGAGAUUUCAUACGAACCACGUUAAUAAAUACGUGGGGGGUUCCCCCUACCGUUCGAUUGUCUGCGGAGGCUGCCCCGCCGGUGCCAUCUGAUUGCCGUAUCGAGGUUUCCGCCGCCGUAUUCCUCAAUGUGAAAGAAGCUCAAACACCAAGCAAUAAAGCCUUUGGAUCCGGCAAAACAAAUACGAGGCACAUUCCAAUGCUAGAUAUCAUUCGCUCCGCCCACACAGUCGGCAUGACGACUGAGCCUUCUCAUUGGUCGCCGCGAAGCCUUCUCCAAUUCGAAUUGAUAGAGGCGCCACCGUCUGCCGCACGUUUAAUCUCGCCGGAAUCAAAGGACCGCCGCCUCACACCCACCCUAAACGAGAUUCACCUAUCAACUACUACCGACGAACGACACCAUCCACUUGAUAUACAUUGCCGUUUUACUACGAUCGGGACGUGA